AAGCCCCAUGACAACAAACCCAAUGGCUCCCUCAACGGCCGCCGCCAAAACCACCACAUCACUAUCCUUCCACCACCAUUUGAUAACCCUAGACACCACAAUUUCCCAAUCCAUUCACACUCUCUUCCACUCAAUGAUACCUCGGUUCUUUCUCCACCUCCUCGAAUACUCUGCCGACUUUCGCCUCUCCUUUCCCGUCGCUCUUUCCCUCUAUUUCACUCCCAUUCGCCCCACUUGCUUAAUCCCCUUCCUCUUGGGUCUCCUUCUCGAUCUUCUCUUAAUCGGACUCGUUAAAUCAAUCUUCCGCAGAUCUCGCCCCCACUACAACCCUAGCAUGAUCCCCGCUGUUUCUGUUGACAACUUCUCUUUCCCCAGCGGCCACGCCUCCCGAGUUUUCUACAUUGCGGGUUUUGCUUAUCUGUUCACUGUUUUUAAUGGAACUGGUUGGUUUCUCGUUAGCGUUUGGACUUGGGCUUUGCUUACUUCGGUUUCUAGAGUUCUGCUUGGCAGACAUUUCGUCCUAGAUGUUUUUGCCGGAGCCUGUUUGGGCGUGCUUGAAGCCAUGUUUGUGUUUCGCUUUUUGAGGAUUUAGAGUUUGAGGCUUUUAGUGGUAAACGACUGGU
Molecule: messenger RNA, 623 nt
Organism: Pistacia vera
Lineage: Eukaryota; Viridiplantae; Streptophyta; Magnoliopsida; Sapindales; Anacardiaceae
Product: probable lipid phosphate phosphatase beta
Exons: 2
Coding region: 8-592 (194 amino acids)
Molecular function (GO): sphingosine-1-phosphate phosphatase activity
Source: RefSeq, a predicted model, not a curated record